UAAUGUUCUCCAAUUGACGAGCUUUCAUAUUUUGUCAUAAAUUGUGCAGAAUAGAAUUGGAGCAGAUAUCAUAAUGGCUCUGGAUGAUGUUAUAAAGACCACCGUUACUGGUCCAAGAGUUGAGGAAGCUAUGUAUCGAACACUUAGAUGGAUAGACAGAUGUAUAGAAGCUCACAAGAGGCCUCAUGAUCAGAACUUGUUUGGUAUUGUGCAGGGUGGUUUAGAUCCUAGAUUGAGGGAUAUUUGUGUCCAAGGUCUGGUGGAGCGCAAUUUGCCCGGGUCAUGCAAAAGACUCUUGAUCUCAAAUAUGGCGGAAGUAUCAUCAAUAUUUCAGUAUGUUUCCUUGGCAGCGCUCCAGAUCUCAGUUGAAGUGCUGUGAUACAUAAAGUUUUGAUGGUCAUUGAGUUUAGCAGCCAUGUCAUGACUAAGAUGUUCUAUAGUUUUUACUGAGUGGUCAGGGUCCUUUUUCUUUGGCUCUCUGGCAUCAUCAAAUAUGUAAUCUUCCCUCCCAUUUCCUUGAAGGAAAAUUCGAACAGAUCUUGCCAUUGAAUGUAGUUUUGACAGUUUAAUUUGUAGCUAGUGGUGGGGAUAAUGGCGUUUUUGGUUAGACAUAAUUAUGG
This is a messenger RNA of Cicer arietinum (chickpea), 620 nucleotides long. RefSeq lists its product as uncharacterized. Gene Ontology annotation, cellular component: cytosol. Gene Ontology annotation, molecular function: tRNA-guanosine(34) queuine transglycosylase activity. The record is from RefSeq and is a predicted model, not a curated record. NCBI's taxonomy places the organism in Eukaryota, Viridiplantae, Streptophyta, Magnoliopsida, Fabales, Fabaceae.